UCAGAAACGCCCCUAACGAAAAAAGAAAAUCAGUGUCCUAUCCUGUCCAGAUCGCCGGCGCGCAGCCUGGAGGACUCCCCUCCUCCGACCCCGGCGCCGUCGUCACUUCGUCCCUCCCCGCACAAGGAAAAAUCAGAGGCGGAUCUCGAUCGCCCCUACCAGACAGCACUCUUCGCUCGCGGGCAGGUACCAUGCCUUUCGCAAUCAUCUGAGUAGUAGAAUGGCCUCGAAAGCUAUAAGGAGGAGGCCUACCGAGAAAGAAAGAGAGAGACAUAUGGAAACAACAAUGCCGGAAUCUGUCACAGCACCUCUUCUAGGAAAUAGUGCCCAGGGGAAUAAAUCGGAGGGGUAUGAGCCUAUACCGGAUUUCUGGGAUGGAAAAUCACGCGAGUGCCUUCAUUGGGUGCAUAUUGUAUCUACUUUUAUUACUCAGUCUGCAAGAAAGAUAGUAAAUGCUAUUUCGGAGUUUGGUUCGUUCCUAGCAAGGUUCUUUGAUUGCUCCCGUGCUCCCCAAAGUUCACAAAAUGCACAGACAAUGCUAAUUCACCUCAGUCCAUUACAGGAGGAGAGAUUAAAAUUCUUGAGACAAAGAUUAAAUGUGCCAUUUGAUUGUUCCGCUGUCAAGCACCAGGAUGCACUAAAAGAACUUUGGAGAUUGGCUUAUCCUAACCGAGAACUUCCUCCUCUGAAAUCAGAUCUAUGGAAGGAAAUGGGCUGGCAGAACUCUGACCCAGCAACAGAUUUUAGGUCUGGGGGAUUCAUGUCCUUGGAAAAUCUAAUAUAUUUUGCAAGAAAUUACCCAGAUUCCUUUCAUCGGCUAUUACACAAGGCAGAUGGUGAGAGAGCUGAAUGGGAAUAUCCUUUUGCAGUAGCUGGCGUAAAUGUAUCUUAUAUGUUAGGUCAAAUGCUGGAUUUACAAUCAGAAAAUAGGAGGAGCUCAAAAGCAAGAGUUGGCUUUGCUCAACUACUUGAAGAUGACGAGAUGGCUUUCGAUAACCUUUUCUGCCUAGCUUUUCAGAUGCUCGAUGCUCAGUGGCUUGCAAGGAGAGCUAGUUAUAUGGAAUUCAACGAGGUUCUGAAGUCCACACUAGGCCAGUUAGAGCAAGAGCUUACAAUUGGAGGUGUUUCAAGCGUUCAGAAUCUGCCAUCGUUCAGAAUGUUAAGGAGAUAGCAUUAUCUGGUCUUUACCUGAAAGGGGGAAGGUUGCCAAAUAUGCUGCUCAUUCUUUUAUUGUUGUUCAAGAUGGGCCGCCAUGUAAAGAUUACUGGCCAUCACAUAUUCGGUUCAUAUGUGAUACCUUGAAAAGAUACUUGCUCAUAUAGGUUUUGGCAUCAAGCGCUUUGUAAGUGUUUGUGCAGCAAAAGAUACACAUGCAAGUGUUUGUUACAAAAGUUAUCUGCAGGAGUGUUUUAUUCCGGGAACA
Triticum dicoccoides is the source of this 1423-nucleotide messenger RNA. Its product is annotated as ELMO domain-containing protein A-like. Bases 221 to 1171 code for a protein of 316 amino acids. The record is from RefSeq and is a predicted model, not a curated record. Lineage: Eukaryota; Viridiplantae; Streptophyta; Magnoliopsida; Poales; Poaceae. The transcript has 10 exons.